Messenger RNA from Eremomyces bilateralis CBS 781.70, 2997 nucleotides. Its product is annotated as DNA replication licensing factor mcm2. The transcript is spliced from 3 exons. Bases 1 to 2553 code for a protein of 850 amino acids. Gene Ontology annotation, biological process: mitotic DNA replication initiation; double-strand break repair via break-induced replication; DNA replication. Gene Ontology annotation, cellular component: MCM complex; nucleus. The record is from RefSeq and is a predicted model, not a curated record. Gene Ontology annotation, molecular function: single-stranded DNA binding; single-stranded DNA helicase activity; ATP binding. NCBI's taxonomy places the organism in Eukaryota, Fungi, Ascomycota, Dothideomycetes, Eremomycetales, Eremomycetaceae.
AUGUCCUCGGCGAACCGUGGCCUGUCUCCAUCGGCCGCUCGAGGGAAACGGGCCCGCGAGGAUGACGAUAAUAUGAUGUCUUCUCCGGGACUUCCACCGUCAAGUCCUGACCGUGUAGCCCCUGCAUCAUCCCCACCAAUGCUCCCGGCCGACGAUGACGAUGAUAAUCUGAUUGAUGACGAUGAAGAUCUCAUCGGCGACAUUGACGACAUGGAUGAGAUGGCCGAGGAUGAGGCGGGUAUCGAUCUGUUUGCGGACACCUUCGAGCGCGACUACCGCACCCGUCGAGACGACGAAGCGUACAAUGCCAAAGAUAUCGACGACCUGGGCGACUACGGCGAUAUGGACCUCGGCGCCCGUCGACAACUGGAAGCGCGUUUGAAUCGGCGCGACAGAGAGCUAGCCCGCUCCCGGAACAUCCCAGCCGGCUUCCUCGACCAUGAGGAAGGCGAUGCCAUAUUUGACCCGGCUCGGGGACCUAGAAGACGGCGCCACCGCUAUGACGAAGACGAAGAUGAUGUGGAUAUGGGCGAAGAUAUCAUGAAUGAAGAGCUGACCCUCGAGGCUCUUCAAGACGUAAAGGCUGCAAGCGUCACCGAUUGGGUGGCUCAACCUGCCGUACACCGCACGAUUGCCCGAGAGUUCAAGUCGUUCUUGACCGAAUACACCGACGAAACCGGGAGCUCAGUAUACGGCACCCGCAUUCGGACACUCGGUGAAGUCAACGCCGAGUCCCUGGAGGUCUCUUUCGACCACUUGGCGGAAUCCAAGGCGACUCUUGCAUAUUUCCUUGCCAACACCCCGGCUGAAAUCCUGAAGAUCUUCGAUCAGGUGGCCAUGGACGUCACGCUUCUGCAUUAUCCCGACUACGAGCGGAUUCACACGGAAAUUCACGUUCGAAUCACGGACUUGCCGGUGCGAUAUACCCUUCGUCAACUGCGUCAAACGCACCUAAACUGCCUAGUCCGUGUCAGCGGCGUGGUGACCCGUCGCAGUGGAGUGUUCCCACAGCUGAAAUACAUCAAGUUCGACUGUGUCAACUGCGGUGCGGUGUUAGGCCCCUUCCCGCAAGAAUCCAAUAUCGAAGUGAAGAUCUCCUUUUGUCAAUACUGCCAAAAGAGAGGGCCCUUCACUCUGAACUCGGAGAAGACCGUGUAUCGGAACUAUCAGAAACUGACUCUCCAGGAGUCUCCUGGGACUGUCCCGGCCGGUCGGCUGCCUCGACACCGCGAGAUCAUCCUCCUCUGGGACUUAAUUGAUAGUGCCAAACCUGGAGAGGAAAUCGAGGUCACCGGCACCUAUCGGAACAACUACGAUGCCUCGCUGAACAACAAAAACGGGUUCCCUGUCUUCGCAACGAUUUUGGAAGCCAAUCACGUCGUGAAGUCGCACGACCAGCUCGCAGGAUUCCGAUUGACGGAAGAAGAUGAGCGGCAAAUUCGCGCCUUGUCCAAAGACCCGAAUAUCAUCGACAAGCUCAUCAAUUCCAUUGCACCCAGCAUCUACGGGCACACGGACAUCAAGACCGCCGUGGCUCUCAGUCUGUUUGGUGGGGUCAGCAAGGAAGCCCAGGGAAAACAUAUCAUUCGAGGUGACAUCAACGUGCUUCUCUUGGGCGAUCCGGGGACCGCGAAGUCGCAGGUGCUGAAAUAUGUCGAGAAGACCGCACAUCGAGCCGUCUUCGCUACGGGCCAAGGAGCCUCCGCAGUGGGUUUGACGGCUUCGGUACGACGCGAUCCCCUGACCUCCGAAUGGACGCUCGAGGGUGGCGCCUUGGUUCUAGCGGACAAGGGCACCUGCCUGAUCGACGAGUUCGACAAGAUGAACGACCAAGAUCGGACCAGUAUCCACGAGGCGAUGGAGCAGCAGACCAUCUCCAUCAGCAAAGCUGGCAUCGUCACGACCCUGCAAGCGCGGUGCGCAAUCGUCGCUGCCGCCAAUCCAAUCGGAGGUCGCUACAACAGCACCAUUCCUUUCAGCCAGAACGUCGAGCUGACAGAGCCCAUCCUGAGUCGUUUCGAUAUCCUCUGCGUGGUGCGGGACACCGUCGAGCCCGAGGAGGACGAGCGACUGGCGAAUUUCGUGGUGAACAGCCAUGGACGCGCACAUGCCUCCAUGACGAACCCCGACGGCAUGGACGUGGAAUCCCCCCCCGCGCACACCGAAGGACAGAUACCGCAGGAACUGUUGCGGAAAUACAUCCUCUACGCCCGGGAAAGGUGCCGGCCGAAGUUGUACCAGAUCGACCGGGACAAGAUCGCCCGACUGUUCGCUGACAUGCGACGCGAGUCCCUGGCGACAGGAGCAUAUCCCAUCACCAUCCGGCAUUUGGAAGCGAUCAUGCGAACCUGCGAAGCGUUCUGCAAGAUGCGGCUGUCGGAGUACUGCAACUCGCACGACAUGGACCGCGCCAUCGCCGUCGCCGUCGACAGCUUCGUCAACUCGCAGAAAGUCAGCUGCAAGCGCGCGUUGGCGCGGGCGUUUGCGAAGUAUACCUUAAAACCCAACUCGCAACACCAGCCCCAGCGGUCCGGUGUCACGGCUAGUGCAUAAUCGCGGAAAGAUGAUGUGAACAUAUGGGGAACUACCUUUUCAGGCGCGGCGAAGCCUUGGGUAUAUUGUGCUAUGAACGUUACCACGAUGCUGGCGUUAUGGUUGCAAUUCGGUGUCAGGCGGGUUGAAUGUAGGAUCGCCCAGUGAUGUCAGGAAGGUUACUUCAGAAUUCAUAUAAUCAACAGGCGAUGAAAGGUAGACGUCCUUUGCCGCAAGCAAGCCAAACAUCUGAUUUUGCUGCGCGCGUCCUAGUGUUACCAAGUGUGAUGAUACGCCGAGGAUCCGACGAUGCUCCUGGAUACGCUGCAACCUCUCCAAUGGGAAUAUAUACGGGAGCCCAAGCUCCAUCUCCUCCGCGUGACUGAUUUUGACGUCCCCCGCCCCAACGGAAUUGGCCCAUGCUCUGAAAUUCAACCCCAGUACGGCCGAAAGCCCGAAAAUCCC